CACCUAUGGGGGGAGACACCGAGAUGCCCCACCUCCUGUGACGCGGGUGAUGAAGGGAAGCUGCCGGCCGCUGAGCACUGAGUUCCUGAGGUUCCCACGUGGUCUUGGAGCGGCUCACUGAACAACUCACGGGGGAAGGCCCGGAACACGAUGAACAAACUGAACUUCCAUAAUAACAGAGUCAUGCAAGACCGCCGCAGCGUCUGUAUUUUCCUCCCCAACGACGACUCCCUCAAUAUCAUUAUUAACGUUAAAAUCCUGUGCCACGAGCUGCUCGUUCAGGUGUGCGACCUGCUCCGUCUGAAAGACUGUCACCUCUUUGGACUCAGCGUCAUACAGAACAAUGAGCAUGUGUACAUGGAAUUGUCCCAGAAGCUCUACAAAUACUGUCCGAAAGAGUGGAAGAAGGAAGCAAGCAAGGGAAUUGACCAGUUUGGUCCCCCGAUGAUUAUUCACUUCCGCGUGCAGUAUUACGUGGAAAACGGCCGGCUGAUCAGUGACAGAACAGCCCGCUACUAUUAUUACUGGCACCUGCGGAAGCAAGUCCUGCGUUCCCAGUGCGUGCUGCGCGAAGAGGCCUAUUUCUUGCUGGCAGCUUUUGCGCUGCAGGCUGACCUGGGCAACUUCAAAAGGAACAAGCACUACGGGAAAUACUUCGAGCCUGAAUCGUACUUCCCUGCCUGGGUGGUUGCAAAGAGAGGGAAGGAAUACAUCCUGAAGCACAUCCCCAUCAUGCACAAGGACCAGUGCGCUCUGAGCGCCUCCGAAGCCCACCUGAAGUAUAUCAAGGAGGCCGUGCGGCUGGACGACGUCGCCGUGCAUUACUAUAGACUCUAUAAGGACAAAAAAGAAAUCGAGGCCUCUCUGACCCUUGGCCUCACCACGCGGGGGAUACAGAUAUUUCAGAAUUUGAACAGUGAAAGGCAGCUGCUUUUUGACUUCCCUUGGACGAACGUCGGGAAGCUUGUCUUUGUGGGGAAGAGGUUCGAGAUCCUCCCCGACGGCUUGCCGUCAGCCCGCAAGCUCACCUAUUACACGGGCUGCCCCACACGCUCCAGGCACCUCCUGCAGCUCCUGAGCAACAGCCACCGCCUCUACAUGAACCUACAGCCCAUCCUGCGGCAGAUCCGGAAGCUGGAGGAGAACGAAGAGAAGAAGCAGUAUCGGGAGUCCUAUAUCAGCGAUGCCCUUGACCUUGACAUGGACCAACUGGAGAAGCGGUCCCGAGCCAGCGGGAGCAGCUCCGGCAGCGUGAAACACAAACGCCUCUCCCGCCACUCCACCAUGAGCCACAGCAGCUCCCACACCUCCGGGAUCGAGGCUGACCCCAAGCCCAGAGAUCGUGCAGCCGAGGACGACUUCUUGCCAGCCUCCGUCCACCGCAAACUCAGGGCCUGCAGUUCGAUGACCAGCCACGGCAGCUCCCACACCUCUGGCGUGGAAAGCGGGGAGAAGGAGCGGCUGGAAGAGGACUCUCAGGACGAUGAAAUAGAAAUGCUGGUUGAUGACCCCCGAGACCUCGAGCCAACGAGCCAAACGUCUCUGGACGACAUUAGCCCCGACGUCUGCAUUUAUAUCACGGAGGACAUGCUGAUGGCGAGGAAGUUUAACGGGCACUCAGGAUUGGUUGUCAAAGAAGUCAGUUCUUCUACUUCCAGCUCCUCAGAGACCGUUGUCAAGCUCCGUGGCCAGAGCAUUGAUUCGUUGCCACAGACAGUCUGCAGAAAGCCAAAGACCUCCACCGACCGGCACAGCUUGAGCUUGGAUGACAUCCGGCUGUACCAAAAAGACUUCUUGCGCCUGGCAAGCCUGUGCCAGGAGACAGCCCAGAGCUACACGUUCGGGUGCGGCCACGGACUGGCAGAAGAAGGCCUGUAUUGUAACGGCUGCUUGGCUCAGCAGUGCGUCAACAUCCAAGACGCUUUCCCCGUCAAAAGAACCAGCAAAUACUUCUCCCUGGAUCUCGCCCACGAAGAAGUGCCAGAGUUCGUUGUCUGACGCCGCCUCUUCCCGAGCGCUGCUUCAGAGCUGGUUGCUCUAGAAGGACGACCCAAUGAAGGCACAUAGUGGUUUCCUUGUGCUGUUUUUAUGGUGCCAUAGAGGGAUUUCUCUCCUUCCAUGUCUUUUCUCUCGGAUGCUAAAUAUCAAGGCAUUGUCCACCGUGGCACUGUUAACGGAACGACCUCCUUCUCAGGAGGUGGGAGACUGCGCCUCUCUUGGUGCCGUGUUGCAGAAUUUGAUCUGGGUUUAAAUUGGUUGGAUUUAGAAGGAAGGGUCUCUUCCUUUGAAUGUGUCUCAGUCAAACAUUCAUGGAUCCCUCGUUUUUGACAAAAAGGUGCACAACGUGUUUAACGUUUUGAAUUUUCUUUUUUCCACCUCGAGGAAGUUCCCGAUGUUUUCCACUCUUUGGAUGUUCUCACGUCUUACAUUGCCAUACAAGCUUCUCGGUUUUGUGCUUUGAUUUCUGCUUUUGUGGAGUGUGGACAGUAAAGUAACAAUGUCCCCGUUGUUUUUUUUGGGGGGGGGUCCAUCUUCUGUGUUGUGUCAAGCCAAAGAAACUGCACUCAUCCCAAACAGAUGCGACAUCACAAUAACCAAACAAAAGGAUAUUCAGUGUUGGUGACGGUAACAACAGAAAAGCAUACUGUGCUCGAUCCAUCUUGCAUUUUCUGUUCUGCAGAAACGAACUGUACUUGGGUUGUGAUCCGAGUAGAUCAUUCAUCGGGUGGUUUUGUGUAAAGUUUACAGGAAUAUCUGUGUUUCAAAAAGAGAGAGAGAUUGGGAUUUGGAAAGCUUCUGGAAGCUUCUUAUAAAAAGAAACCGAAGAACAAAUUAUCUUUAAAGAUGUAGCAAUAAGAUUUGCUGACCAAAGUACCUUAAGAGACAGAAAGUGAGAGACAGAGAUUAUAUAAAAAUACAUAUAUAAUUCUAUGGAGAGAAGUAUAUGUUUUAUGUAUGUAUGGAACGUAUAGACCCCCUCUAUGUUUAAUUUUGCCUUUUCUAUUUCUCGUCCUUUUUUCAAGAAAGAGAUAAUUAUGCCUUUCUUUCAUGAUACAUAUAUAGACAAUCAUAUAAGCACUAACCUUAUGCAAGGUGAAUGAAAGUUUCCCUUUUUGCGGUCCAGGAGCUGGGGGGUGCUCCUGCAUUGCAAGGUUUCCUGUCUGUCUUUCAAUCGUAUAUCAUGUUUUCUUUCUUUCUAAACUCGGGCUUUCUUAUACCCCGAGAUAUUUCUCAUGUUUGAAGUUCCCCUGCGGAGCCAGUGAAAACCGGAAGCCGCGUGUUUUCCUGUUGUAAUCUGGCAAAGUUCUCUUUGGCUGCCAUCUUCGGACCGCCUUAAGAGUGGUUCCCCGUAGGGUCCUGGGAUGGGGGACUGUGAGGGGUGGGCCACAGUUCUCAGCACGUGUUGCUGUCCCCCCCACACACACACACACACACACAUCAUCCAGGAACUCUAGAAGGAGGGAGCGUAGAAAUUUGUGAAAGUCCUUUGCCUGGUUCAGUCUGUAAUAGGAAGGGAGCAGCGUUCUCACAGCGUUCUUCUGUGCAAUGGGAGACAGCCAGCAUGCCCGAGGAUUUCUGAGGAUCCUGCUCAGUGGAGAAAAGAAGCUUGUUAGAUUUGCCUCCUCGGAGCUGGCUUUACGACGGGGGAAUCACCAAAAACUGCAUGGCCAAGCUACUUCCUCCAGUACCCCAUUUCCUUCCCAGCACAAGCAGCAUACCAGUUACGGGCUUUUGGCUUCAGGGUAUGAGGUAUAGCUGAGGGCCAUAGAACCUUCCCCCCGAGCUGAGCUUUAGGGCAUCUUUGCUUAGAAUGUGCGCCCAAACAGAUGCACGCAAAAAUAGUUUGCAUAAGACAUAUUAUAAUGUGUGCAUGCAGCAACUGCAGGCUUCUGACCUACUUGUAUCACCACGGUAUAUUUAUUUAUAGUCCUCUAUAAAUAAAAGUAUCAAGCCUGAUUUGAUCCUGGCAAGGUAAAAAAAAAAAAACACUCUUAACCCCCACCCCACCCCACUACCACCGCUCAUUUUGCAUUUGUGCGGCAUUCUGUUGAAACCUGUGCUGCUAUCUCGCAUGGUUUCAGUGAAAAGUUGUGUGAGUGCAAAUCCGUAUUGCAGGGAACGGGGCAGUUUCUGCCUCGCUAGCGUCAGACCUAAUCCAGGUACAUGCUGCAGAAAGCUUUGUGACUAUAAGAGCACAACCAUUGAGAGAGUCUAUACACGAGACGAAUUACACAAGAAUGCUCGGGUGAAGGGAGAUGCGAUGUUAACCGGGAAU
Messenger RNA from Eublepharis macularius, 4276 nucleotides. RefSeq names its product FERM domain containing 6 (gene FRMD6). The transcript has 13 exons. Gene Ontology annotation, biological process: positive regulation of hippo signaling. Gene Ontology annotation, cellular component: cytoplasmic side of apical plasma membrane; cytoskeleton. Lineage: Eukaryota; Metazoa; Chordata; Lepidosauria; Squamata; Eublepharidae. The coding region runs from base 151 to 1998 and encodes 615 amino acids. The record is from RefSeq and is a predicted model, not a curated record.